Rhododendron vialii is the source of this 5621-nucleotide messenger RNA. RefSeq names its product disease resistance protein RGA2-like. Bases 149 to 3808 code for a protein of 1219 amino acids. Gene Ontology annotation, biological process: defense response to other organism. Gene Ontology annotation, molecular function: ADP binding. NCBI's taxonomy places the organism in Eukaryota, Viridiplantae, Streptophyta, Magnoliopsida, Ericales, Ericaceae. The transcript has 12 exons. The record is from RefSeq and is a predicted model, not a curated record.
CAAUCACUUUAUAAGAAAUAUGCGGGACUCCAUAUCCUCCUCCCCUUUUUAAGCACUACACCCUUCUCUUGUCUUCUCUCUAGCUCAUUGUUCACCCAUAUUCCUUUCUGUUUAGCUUGGCCCCCAAUUCAGUUUUUAGACGGAAAACAUGCAUGCAACUGCCCUUCUGAUCCCUGCAGCUCAGGCAAUCCUGAAUGGCUUGAUGCCACUUUUAACUGAACAGAUUAAGCUGGCGUGGGGUUUCAAAGGAGACCUCCAAAAGCUCCAAAGAAGGUUAAGGAACAUCCAAGCUUUGCUACGUGAUGCUGACAAAGUGCAAAUAGAAUCAGAAGUCCUGAAAGAGUGGCUAAAGUGUCUCAAGUCGGUAACCUGCGAUGUGGAGAAUGUGCUGGGUGAGCUUGCAUAUGAAGCUCUUCGAAAGAAGUUGGAGGUAGGAAACCGAAAGAGGAACAAGGUACGCAACUUCUUCUCGCUCUCUAAUCCACCGAUAUUUCGUCUCAAGAUGGUUAAUAGGGUGAACAAUAUCAAUUUGUUGUUGGACAACAUAUGUAAAGAAGCACAUGAUAUGGGUCUUAGACCAGCAGAACAACUCAUCAGUGUUUUAGUUUCGCCUAGUGAGCAUAGGCAAACUACACCUUUCAUAGACAAAUCACGUUGUGUGGGGAGGGAUGGUGAUGUCGUAGUAGUAAGAGAAAUGUUACUUCUCUCUAAAGAUGAUUUAUCUGUCAUUGCUAUUGUAGGAAUGGCUGGGCUUGGGAAAACAACACUAGCGCAGUUAGUUUACCAAGAUAAGAAGGUUGGGGAGUAUUUUGGUGGUAACAAAAUGUGGAUUUGUGUCUCUGAUGAUUUCAGGGUUGAAAGUUUAUUGAAUGAGAUGGCGGAAUAUCUUUUUGGGGGGGAAUCCAAGAUGUCAAAUAUUGGAGCAAUAGUUGAAAAGCUUGGAGAAAAACUGAAGGGAAAGAAAUACUUACUCGUGUUAGACGAUGUUUGGAAUAGGAUUCCAAAAAUAUGGGAAGACAUGAGAAGUGCUUUGAUAGGUAUAGGUGGCUCCAAGGAAAGCAAAAUUGUAGUUACCACCCGUAGUAUGGAUGUGGUAUCAGCAAUGCGGGUGCCCAAAUCUCUUACCCAUCCUUUGCAUAAACUGUCAGAUAAAGAUAGUUGGACCAUGUUUAGUGAAAGAGCAUUUGAAAAUAGAGAACCAAGAGAAAUUCAAACUCUAGAAGAAAUUGGUAGAAGAAUGGUAGAAAAGUGUAAGGGUGUGCCAUUGGCGAUAAAGUCAUUAGGAGGCUUAUUGUACGACAAGAAAUUUCUAUCCGAAUGGGAGUCCAUUGAGGAGAGUGAAUUAUGGAGAGUUGAGGGUGAAAUUCUUCCAGCAUUAAGGCUUAGUUUCCAUCACCUAUCCUCCCCAAGUUUGAAACAAUGUUUUGCCUUUUGUUCUAUUUUUCCAAAGGACAAAUUAAUAUUUAAGGAUAACUUGAUUCAGCUUUGGGCUGGUCUAGGUUAUCUUCGGUCUCUUUCAGAAGGGAAUUGGGAGAUGGAAGACGUAGGCAAUGAAUAUUUUAAUAUCUUGUUGCACAAUUCACUAUUUCAAGAUGUUGUCUUGGAUGAGUAUAAUGAUGUUAGUGCUUGCAAGAUGCAUGAUCUUGUACAUGAUCUUGCUCUAGAUGUCUCAAAAGGUAGUUGUUUGACUUUGGAAGCUAGUGGGGUUAUGGACCAUCCCAAGGUUCAACAUCUAUCAUUGUGUCUCGAGGAAGAAAUGAGGUUAGAACUGUCAAAAGACACUAUUGGGAAACUGAGAACACUAUUUUUAAUUGGAAAUCUCCCCCAAAGUAUUGAAGAUGUCAAAUCCAUUCGUGCCCUGAAUAUAGUAAAUGCUGGUGUGAAAGAGUUGUCAAGUUCUAUAUCCAAGUUCAUAAAUCUAAAAUAUCUUGACCUAUCAAAGUCUUCUUUCGAAAAAGUGCCAAAUUCUAUCACCAAGCUCUACAAUUUGGAAACAUUGAGGUUGCCACUAUCUUCAAAUAUUUUAGAAGAGAUUGAAACAAAAUUCCAUAAGCUGGUUAGCUUGAGACAUCUUUGCGUGAAAGAUGUAGAAGCUAGUAGGAAAAUGAUUCCACCCAUGAUAGGCCGUUUGACUUCUUUGCGGACGUUACCAUUCUUUUCUGUGGGUGAGGACAAGGGCCUUAAAAUUGAAGAGCUGGGAAGCUUAAGCAAGCUGAGAGGUAGAUUACGCAUUUAUGAUCUCCAACACGUGAAAGGCAUUGAAGAAGCAGAAAGAGCUAAAAUGUCUGAAAAAUCAAAAGUUACAGAGUUGAAAUUUCAUUGGGAUGAGAACCCUGGAGUGCCGAACGUUAACUAUGGGGAUGUGUUGGAAGGACUUAAACCUCACAAGAAUCUUAGGGGUUUAAUUCUCGAAAAUUUCGGAGGACAAAGAUUGGCAUCAUGGAUGAGGAGUAGAGAUGAUCAAUCGCUUCAUAAUUUAGCGAAGAUCGAAUUAAUCAACUGUGAAUCAUGUGAAAAUAUCCCAAUACUUGGACACCUUCCGAACCUUGAAGUCGUUGUCAUGAAAAAAUUGGAUAACGUGGAGAGCAUUGGUCCUGAAUUUUAUGGAUUGGAUGAACGAAUUGUUGGUGGUAGUAGUAGUACUAUGGCUGCACCAACACCAACAGUAUUUCCGGCAUUGAAAAAACUCACUAUUCGUGGUAUGCGGAAGCUAAAAGAGUGGUCAGAUGUAUCGUCAUUGCCUACUACAAUCACGAGUACAAUGGAGUUCUUUCCUCGUCUCGAGGAGUUGCAUAUCAAGGGAUGUCCUAACUUAAUCACCAUUCCAGGCCAUUUGUUAUGCAUUCAAAAUUUAGCUAUUCGUAUGGACUGGUUCUCCUUUGGUUUUGAGAACAUUGCGAAUGGACUCACUUCGACCAUAGUGGUAGAUGGGGAUUCGACAAAUGUCAGUACUAUGAUUGAACAUUUGCUAGAAACAAGUAGAAAGUCCCUAAAGCGUCUGGGAAUACAGGGUUUACAUAAGUUGUGUUAUUUACCGAAGCAACUACUAAACCUAGCUUCCCUUGAGUAUUUAGGAAUAAUUGGGUGCCCUAAACUGAUGUACAUAGGAGAAGAAACUGGAGGGGAAUUCAACAGCUGCCUAACGUCCCUUCAAGUGCUUCAAAUUCGAUCGUGCAAUGAGUUGAGAUGCUUGCCAAAGGGGUUGCUACAACCAACCCUUGAAAGAUUGAAUAUGUAUCAAUGUUAUAAUUUAAGGGAGGCCAGCCCCGAUGAACUGCGCAACCUCACGUCCCUUCAGCAUAUGGAAUUGGACAGCUCACAAUGGGCGAGGCCUUGGGAGGAGGGGCAAUUCUGUUUGACCAGUCUUCGAAAGUUUUAUAUCGGUCCCUUCUCAGAGGAGCUGGAUUAUUACCCCUGGCCAGAGGUUGAGAUGGCCAAAGCUCAAUACCCGCAAUUGCUAGAAUCUCUGAAGUUAAGGGGAUGGCCAAAGCUCAAGUGCCUUCCCGAUCAAAUUCGGCACCUCACUUCCUUAAGAGAGCUGGUAAUUUAUAGAUUCGGUGGGUUGGAAGCUCUACCGGAGUGGUUGGGUAACUUUUCAUCUCUUGAAUCAUUGAGGCUCUAUGAGUGCCCUAAUCUGAGGAGUUUGCCCUCACUGAAAAUUUUUCAACGUCUCAAGAAUUUACAAUCGCUAGAGAUAAACUGGUGUCCCCUUCUACAGGAAAGGUGCAAAGAAGGGGGAGAAGAGUGGCACAAGAUUGCUCAUAUUCCGAAGCUCGUGACACGGGCCCCAGGAUAUUCCACCACAUAAUUCUGAUGCUUUGGGUGAUGCAUCAUUUUUCCACAGUCUAAUGGUGCAGAGACCAGCCCUGAUGAAUUGCGCAACCUCACGUCCCUUCAGUGACGUAUUUGCCCUCACUGGAAAAUUUUCAACUUCUCAAGAAAUUACAAUCUCUGGUUAUAGCCCGGAGUCCCCUUCUAACGAGAAGAUACGAGGAAGGGGGAGAAGAGUGGCACAAGAUUGAUCAUAUCCACCAUCGGAGGCUAGAUUAACGUUCCCUCUGCAAUUCUAUUCCAUCGAGAUAAACCAUUGAAAGUCCCCUGCCAACCAUUUCAAAUCCAGCUGUUUGGUUUAUGGGAUGUCCGGUGACAAUGGAAGAACAGUGGUGAUGACACCACGUGAAAUAAUGCCAUUGAAGAAAAAGAAUGCUUGGAAGUUGGAAUGCCAUAUGCUAGAUAUGUGGAAAUUCAAGGCAUCAUUUAGGUUCUGUUCUCAAAAGUCUCAUUCAAAAACUUUUCUACACAAAGUUUUUCUUUAGCCCUGAAAUUUGUCCUGGAUUGGUUCAAAUUGUUUAGUAGUUUUUCCUUGCUGCUUAACUGUUUGUCCAGAGAUAAUAAUCUUGCGUCAGCAGUUGUUUUCUCUGCUGGAAGAUUUUCGGAAAUGAAUUUUGAAAAGGUAGUUUAAAGUGAAGAUUUCGGUCCAGGACUUCAAUGUCUGACCUCCCACUAGAGAAGCAAGCAAAUAUUGCGUUAAAAACUAUCUGGACAAUCAAAGUUGGAUCUGAUUAAGAAAGGGGAAAAUGUCCUCAUUGAGCUUCCUAGCAUUAAUAUUUGAUUACUCACACAUUUGCUCGGAAACUGCCUCUUCGCGUGAAGGGAUUUAGGCUAGCUCAUACAUCAGAAGUUGACAUUGCAUAUGAGCCUAUGGACUCACAUCCAUCAAAUUAUAUGUUCCAGUUCGAAAUUGUCAGAGGAGCAUUUAUUUCUUGUAUCAGAUCUUGCAAGGGUUGACGUACAUGCGGUGAUGUCAACAAAUUAAUGUAUUGAACAUUGAGUUAAAGCCUACAAAUCUUCUCUCGAAUGCUGGGUUGUGAUUAAUUUCCAGUACAUGAGUUUUUACUAGCUAAAGUUACAUCUGAAUCAGAUUUCAUGACAGAAUAUGUUGUUAUACGAAGAAUUGAUCAAGAGUCUCUGAUGGGAUAAAAUUUGGCAAUGCUACUGAUGUGGAGACUGAAUGACUCCCAUGAUUGUUCAGUGUGGGACAUGUUCAGCAGGUCCUUGGCAUCACACAAUAGGCUUUCAAGGAUUUCAAAGACAUUAUGAAGCAAAACCUGGCCAUUGAAGAGAGUUCACAAGAUAUUUCCGAUUGCCUAAGGAAACUUGAUCGGUUGAUAGAGAAAGGCGGUGGGCCACAGAGUUCCCAUCUUGCUCGCAGACUGUGCUUUGAACCUUUUCUCUGAAUCAAACAGGAGCAAUAUACACCAAUCGCGUUCUCUUGCUUCAAUCUUAUAGCAUGGAUCAGGCUCAAUAACUUCGUGCUGUGAGACAUGUUUCCUGAUAACAUGAUAUUCCGGUACGAAGCAGCAUUGCAGAUUGUAGUAGCAGAGCAAUCAAAGGCAUCUUCCAAGUUGGAAAAGGAAGAAAUUCACGAACUUGUAGCAGGGGAACAAAAUCGUAAUUCUUCAGUAAUAAAGUUGAGUCAUUUGUACUUUUCAAGUUUUGUUUUAGCUGAAACCAUUAAUGUGGUAGAGAUAUUGUGCACCAGUUACGUUGGCUUGCUGGGAAAUUUCUCUCAGUUUUGCAUUCUCAAAUUUUAGAAUUGAUUUGCUUUUCCUUUCUCGGCA